UGCAACACUGAGAGACAGUAUUGGUUGGCGUGUACAAGCCCCAACAGCAGUGCAUUUCACUCUCAUCGGCUAGUCGUUCUUUAAUCCAGCGUUUAAAACCCCUCAGAGCAAUAUAAACUAAAGCCGUAUGAUACAGUAUCAUAGAGCAAAGACCCUCGAUCCCCGGCCUGAGCAAUAAAAAACAACAGUUUGGUGUGUGUAAUGUGCAGAAAUAGCUAAGAAGUGCGGGGAAAACGCGGCGCAGCAAAGUGGAAAAAAGCAUAGAUAAAGGAGAGAGAGAGAGAGAGAGAGAGAGAGAGAGAGCGAGUGAUAGAUAGGGCUGGUUGCUUCGGUGCGGUGGUGGUUAUGGUGGGUCCGUGUGUUAUCGCCGUUCGCCCCGAAGCAUUGACUUGCUCCAAAUUUACGGCGCAGGCGCAGAACCACACAUAAAACCUCUCUCUCUGCUCGCGCUCUCUGCGUGUGGUAUCAGUGGGCAAGUGGGAGCGGGAGCCCCUCCAAACAGGAUAUUUUAUUAUACUGAAAUUCGUACUGAAACCCAUACGCAUACACACACCCACACACGCACGGAGUAACGUAGGAGUAGAGCGCAGGAAAUUCGCAUUUUCAGGCCAGAAGCACUCGGUGUGUAGUAAAGCGCGCUCCACAAGCAAAAGCUUCGCAUUGCCAUUCGGACGCAUUCCGUUGCUUGCUCGCUGCUGCAUCCAUCACACUUACACAAACACAAACACCCUUGUGCAUACACUCUCUCACACCCACACACGUGCAAAAAUCAAUUAAAAGCAAAGAGGAAUAUACAAGAGAUAACAGAAAAAAAGUAGAGAUAAAAUAAAAGUUUGAGAGUUGAAUUUUUUCGUGGACAAAAACCCGCUCGCCAGCGAACAUGUCGAAAUUAACUGUGAAAUGUGCAAAAGCUCACAAGUUACGCAAAAAAUGCCGCAGCAAAAACGUCGCAGUCGCAGUCGCCGCAGCAGUCGCAAUCGCAGCAGCACCAGUGGAGAGAAAAAUGUGAAACGGGCAACGAGAAACGAGAAACGAGCAACGAACAGCAGCAUCAGCAGCAGAAGCAGGGAGAAGAGUGCAGCAGCGUACAGAGUAUGCCCAAAAGUGCAAGGAUGCAUCGUCGUGCCAUUGACCACCGAACCAGCAAUUUGUCUCUAACACUAAAUCCAGCAGCGCCUACAACAUCUACUAAAUCCACGUAGCCCAGGCCUCGUCGCAUCCACCCCACAUUGUCACUGUCGGACGGACAAACGGACGAACGUUGUGCCGGAAGCGCUGCAGCAGCAGCACUAGAAUCAGCGGAAAUUAAAACAAAUCGAAGUCGAAAUAAAAAGCACUCACACAGAGAGAGAGGCAGACAAGAGACAACGGUAAGGAGAGAGAUAGAGAGAGAGAGAGAAAAGAGUAACGGAGUGUAUUCUACGUUGCAUCAGAUUUACAACACGGCACAUUUACUACCGGUUACUGCAGCUGGCUCCGGUUCCGGCUACUGCUCUCGGCCCUCCCCCUUCCACAACCAUUACGGGUGCAUCCACCUCCUUUCGCUCCUUUUGGCUGGUGCUGAUGAUGGUGAUGAUGAUGUUGUUUGCAAUUUGUGAUUUCAUGUUUUCAUAACUCGGCCAACCGUUGGCACGGAUUAGACAAAACGUCGAGCGUCGGGCAUCAAGCGUCAGCAGCCUUCAGGACAGGCUUCCUGUACCAAAGUGCAGGAAUCUACAUCUACACGAGCAACGAAUAAAUUGAACUUGCAUUUUUAUAUCAAUUUUUAUAAGCAACCAAAUGGAACGUGUUCAGCAGCAUUCAUCCAAUGCCAUCGCCAUCGCCAUCGCCAACGCCAAAGCCAUCGCCAUUUUGCCAUCUUGCAUCAUCAUCGGUUAGAUAAGAGUCGGCAAUUCAAAGCUCAGUUGCCACACGACAACGACCACGACCAACCCGCCCCCCACCGCUCCCCCAGCCAAGAAGAAGGGCCAACGAAAAGGAAAACAAUUCCCCCAUCGGAUACCCACUAAUAAAUGCAGUGGAAGAAGAAGUUUACUCGAUUGAAAGCAGCUACUGGAAAUUCGCGUGUGCGAAGAAUGCUUUGUUGUGGACGUAGAAAGGAGAAUGGAAGAUCAGUUCCUGAUGUUACCGCCAGCCCGGGACGCGCCCCACCCGGACCGCUGCCCGCCAACCAGCUGUCCUCGCUGGGCAACCAGCAGCACGGCAACCAGCAGCAGCACCAGCAGCAGCAGCAGCACCAUGGCAACCAGCAGCAGCAGCACCAUGGCAACCAGCACCAGAAUCGCGGACAGAGCGGCAGCAUCUCGAAUGCCGGCAAGGAUCCGGUGCUGCUGCAGGGCGACUUCCGCAAGGUCAGCGGCAUCAGCUCGGAGAUCUUUCGCCAGAUAGAGGCCGUCGAGAAUGACCACGACCCGAAUACGGCGGCGGCCCUGGACGCGGUGGAGCGUCGCGGCGAGAUGAUUGUCCGCAUCCUGGAGCCGCGCUGCAUGGGCAGCAAGCAGGCGGUGGAUGCCGCCCACAAGCUGAUGAACAAGGCCGACGGCAGGCACACAGUCCAGCUGGUGGAGAUCGUCAAGCGGCCCGGACAGACGCUGGGCCUGUACAUACGCGAGGGCAACGGGGCCGACCGCACUGAUGGCGUCUUCAUUUCCCGCAUUGCCCUGGAGUCGGCGGUCUACAACAGCGGUUGCCUGAGGGUGGGCGAUGAAAUCCUGGCCGUCAAUCUGGUGGACGUGACCCACAUGUCGCUGGACGAUGUUGUCAUCAUCAUGUCAAUUCCACGCCGCCUGGUGCUGGCCAUCCGCCAGCGACGUGGCAAUCGCGGCACAAACUCUCCCGGACCGCCGACGCUGUCGCGACCGGAGCAGAAGCCGCCGCCGGUGGUGGUGAUCAAACGGGAUCUCAGGGACGAGGAUCUGGACGAGACGGAUCGCAUGCAGAGGCCGCGCUCAUCACGUGAAAGACGUACAGGUGAUGGCCGCGAGAUGACCGAGUCGCGCUCCAGGCUGGGCCUGGGCCUCAACAACUACAGUCCGCAGUCGGAGCAGCUGGACAUGUACUACAACUCCCGCGGUGGCGGCGGAGGCCAUGGCGGGGGCGGUGGCAUGCCCGUCAAUGCCAUGGGCGAGCCACCCAACUGGGGCUACAAGCCGCCGCCACCGCCCUCGUCGGUGAUCACGGAGCAGCCCACAAAGGGCCACGCCUUUGCGCCCUCGCAUGCGUACUACCAGAACGCGGGAACGCUGGAAAGCCUGGCGGAAAAGGUGCAUGCCUUCUACCCGGGUGCGCCCGGACAGCCAGUGGGUCAGUCGCGUCGCAUGUCCACAGGAACCGGAAACGUGGGACUUUCCCAGCAGCACGCGCGCUUCCCGCGCUCCGGAUCGGAUCAGCAUUUGCCGCGAGUGGAGUACGCCGACUACUCCAACUCCCUGGGUCGCCACUCGCUGCUACGCUCCAGCCUGAAGCCCGGCACCGGGGCUCCCAUGCCCGUGGGCGUGGGUGGAACGCUGGGCCGCUACGGGCGCUAUGAUCAGCAGCGUGCCAGCACGGUCUCCAAGUACGGACCGCCGGCUGCCGGAGCCCAGUCGCUGACGCGUCGCUCCCGACCCAAUCUGGACUACUCCAGUGACACGGAGGCCACGAUCGGACCGCGUCCCAGCUACUACUACUACAACAGGCCCGCCAUUGGCAGCAUGCCGCGAGGUGGCGGUGGCCACGUGAGCGGAGGAGCAGCUGCCACGGCUGCCCUGCUGGCAAGCGCCGCAGAUCUCAACAAGUUCAACUCGCUGCCCAGGGAACGACCCGGCGUUAGGCUGCAGGGCAUCCGCACCAGAAUCAGCGAUCGGCUGGUGGACGAGAACGAUGGCAACACCUCGGCGCCGGAGUUCGAUGUGCGACGAGGCAGAGAUCUCCGGCAGCGCAUCACCGCCAGUCCCUCGAUCUUCACGGCGGACGAGUACCGCGCCUGGCUCCGCCGGGCUCCCAGCAGCUCUGCCAUUGCGGAACAGAUGCGAAUGACGCGCGACUUGUUUGCCCAGCCGCGAUCGCAGCGGUUCUCCUGCAGCGCCGAGAACAUCCACGACGCAUUGAGGAAUACGGAGAGCAUCUACUCGAGUAGAACGGGCAUACUCGGAGCUGGCACCCUCGAUCGCAAUAUGGGCCUAACGCGGCCCAUUUCCGCACUGCCUGUGCGUUCCAUGUCCUCGCAGCACAUCGGUGGGGCAGGCUCCAUACGCUCGCCCAGCAUACGACGCAUGCGACAGCUGCUAGAACUGUCCGCUGGCCCGGCCAGUCCUAGUGGCAGCAUCAUGAGCACCGGCGGCCACCAGAGUCCAGCACCGACGCCCAGCGCCACGUUGCCCCGUCAGCACCGCCAGAUCGACAUCAAUCCGGCCGAGUUUGCCAAGUACAAGCUGGACAAGCCCAUAGUGGACAUUGGUGGGGUGUCGGGCAUGUUGUGGAUCCAUCUGUUGGCGGGUCGAGGCCUGCGAACCGCUCCUGAGGGAGCCGGGGCCCAACCUGGGGCGCCACCUGGCCAGACCAGGGAUCUGUACUGCGUGAUCGAGUGCGAUCGCGUGCACAAGGCACGCACGGUGGUUCGAUCCGGGGAUCUGCAGUUCGACUGGGACGGGUCCUUCGAGCUUGACUUGGUCGGGAACAAACAGCUGGAUGUCCUGGUCUACUCGUGGGAUCCCCAGCACCGGCACAAGCUCUGCUAUCGGGGAGCCAUUUCGCUGUCGGCCAUCCUACGGCAGUCGCCGCUGCACCAGCUGGCCCUCAAGGUGGAGCCGCGGGGCACCAUCUACAUCCGCAUGCGGCACACUGAUCCCCUGGCCCUGUACAAGAGGCGUGGUCUGCCCAGCCUGAGGGCCGGCUAUCCGACGCUGUUCGGCGCCGACCUGGAGACGGUCGUCAACCGGGAGUCUAAGGGGGCCCCGGGCUGUGCCCCAGUGCCAAUUGUGCUACGGCGCUGCGUGGAGGAGGUGGAGCGACGUGGGCUCGAUAUAAUCGGGCUGUAUCGACUGUGCGGCUCGGCCACCAAGAAGCGUCUGCUGCGCGAGGCCUUCGAGCGCAACAGCCGUGCCGUGGAAUUGAGCCCGGAACAUGUUCCUGACAUCAAUGUCAUCACCGGUGUGCUCAAGGACUACCUCAGGGAGCUGCCGGAGCCGCUGUUCACGCGCUGCCUCUUCCAGAUGACAGUAGACGCCUUGGCUGUCUGCCUGCCAGAUGACCCCGAGGGCAAUGCAAAACUGAUGCUUAGCAUCCUCGAUUGCCUGCCCAGGGCGAACAGGGCCACUCUUGUAUUCCUGCUCGACCACCUGUCGCUGGUCGUUUCCAACUCUGAGCGCAACAAGAUGUCCGCCCAGGCGCUGGCCACGGUGAUGGGCCCACCGCUGAUGCUGCAUUCGGCCAGCGCACAGCCGGGCGCUGACAUCGAUCACGCCCAGCCGAUCGCAGUGCUCAAAUAUCUGCUGCAGAUCUGGCCACAGCCGCAGGCGCAGCAUCAGCAGCUGGCACAGCACAUGGGCGGCGCAACGGGCUCGAUGAUGAGCGGCCUGGCCACGGCCGGCAGUAUGAGCAACAUGGCCGGCGUUGCUUCAGGUCGGCGCGGCGAGUCAACAGGGCAGCGUGGAAGCAAAGUCAGUGCGUUGCCAGCGGACAGACAGCAACUUCUACUGCAGCAGCAGCAGCAGCUCAUGGCGGCGGGCAACCUCCUGCGCUCGUCCACUUCGGUAACCAACAUACUCUCCCAAGGCCAUCCUCAGCUCUCAGCCACAGCCAACAGUCAUCUGUAUCAAUCAGUAGUGGGUCAGUUAGCUCAAUCGCAUCGAGCCUUGCAACAAGCGGUGCAACAGCCCUAUCAAUUGGCGGGAUCAGUGGGCUCAGCAAUUCCCGACCAAUCGCCACUGCCACUUCCAGGCACACCCUCCCCAGGCAGUAGCUCAGCGUCGACGGGUUCGGGCUCCGGAUCGGGCUCGGGUAAAAGCACGGAUACCAUCAAGCGCGGUGCUUCACCUGUCUCCGUUAAGCAAGUCAAGAUCAUCGAUACGGCCAGCCCCUAUUCCAUAGUACAGAAGAAGCCGCCGCUGCAGAAGGAUGCACCCGUAGAUGCCAUCACACCCACCACCCAGUCGGAUGCAGUAUCAGCCCUAGGCGGCAGCAGCAGCACGACAACACGCAAAGGCAACGUUGACUUCUAUGAACCGCACAAAGCGCUGUCCAAGAGCCUGGCCGGUGAUGACUCUAGCUACAGCUCCAAGUACGCCAGCCUGGACACAAAGAAGAGCAGCUACAGCGGCAACAGCAACAGCUACACCCCCAGCAAGACCAGCCUCAACGCCAGCAGCGAUGAGUACAAGGCGAUGCGCAACAAGUCGAGCGCCACCUCAAGCUCCAGCUCAUCGCAGGCUACGGUAUUGAGUGCCGGCUCGACGGCCACCUCGGCACCCACCACCUCCUCGGAUGACUCGGACGAUCUGCUGUCGUACAAGUCGUCGGCCUCCACCAACGCCUUGCUGGCCCAGUCGCAGGCCAUGACCACCAGCCAGCUGAUGUCGAAGUAUUUAAAGCGUGAGCCGCGUGUCCAGUUCACGCCGAUCAAGUCGCCGGAGUCGCCAUCGCCGCCCGGCGGUGGGGAUGGUCUGCCCAAGGGCACUUACCAACUGGUCACGCCCACCGGCUCCAGCUCUUCUCUCAAGCCCAGCGCCACAACGGGAGCGAUUAGCAAGCACACCACAUCGUCGCCAAGCUCAGCGGACACGAACACUAACCACACCAACAGCCAACAGAAGUUGUCAUCGCCCUCGCGCCUGAACAAGGACAGUAAGUCCGGAGCAGCGGUAAGUGGCUCCUCCUCGAUUGUGUCGACCGGACGGCGGCUGUUUGACAGCCUGGCCUCGUCGUCAUCGUCGGAGACGGAGACCAAGACCUAUAUUGGUGGAACCACUGCCAAUGCCAGUGCAUCCAGCAGCACGACAACCUACACCAACGACUCGCGGAACACGGCAAGCAGUAGCAAUAAGUCGGUAGCGGGAUCGGGCUCAGAGCACAGGAGCUAUGGCAGCGCUCUCUUUGGGAGCAGCGGCCUGGGCAAUGGCAAUGGGACCACCAGCGGCAACCACAACCAUUUGGGCAGCACCAACAGUCCCUUCACCAGCACCAAUGGCAACGGCAGCCACAAUGCCAUGCACCUGUACGGCACUUUGCCAAAGAGUGGGGCAGGUGGGGGCGCCGCCAGCUCGGGGGCUGCCCUGUUUGGAAGCAGCGCCAGUUCCUCCUACCACUCGAGCAGCGGUGCGGGUACAACAACCAGCAGCGGGGUCAGCUCCAUGACGGGCUCCACCAAUAGCUAUGACUUCUACUCGAGCAGCACCUCGAGCGGCAGCAGCAGCUCACGUCCCUUUACCAAUGGGGGCAACAAUUACCACACUCUGGGCACAUAUCGGGCGCAGUAUGCGGCCACCAAUCCCUUCCUCGAUGCCUUCGACGAGAAGCCCAGUAGCAAUGGGGGCAACGGCGGUAGUAACAAUGGCCACGGGGAGGCGGACAAGCUCGGGGCGGACAAGGGCCAUCACAGGGCGACCGUGAUGGCGGCAUUCCAGUCGUCGGGCGACUCCAAGAACGGUAGCGAUGAGUACGACGAUCUCAAGUGAGGCGAUAACGAUAACCAUAAUGAUAACGAACAAGUACGAUACGAUUACGAAAACGAUUGCCAUACAGACAGAGACAAUGCUGAAAGUGUUCUUUUGGAGUAUUUACAGUUUACAAAUUUACAUAGAACGAAUAAUACGAAUAUAAACCGAUAAACAAUAAUCGAAUAACUAGAAAAAAAAAACUAUGCUAAAACCCACUGAACGCGCGGAUAUCUCCUCUUAUUAAACGGAAGGCCAACAUGGCUGCCGAGCUUUCUGUAUGUGUGUGUGGUAUGGUGUGGUGUGUAUGUGUGUAUGUAUGUAUACCGAGCGGAAACACCAACAGUGGGGUGGGGCAGCCAUUUAGCUAAUACAAAUCCGAAUUCAAUAACAUUUACGAACAGUAUUUUUGAACGAACUAAAAGCAAAACCCAAGAAGAGAAUAAUAGGUAAACAUCGUAUACAACAAAUUACAAAUUAUAAAUGUAACAUAACAACUAAAGAAAAACAACGUGAACGAGAACAAACUUAAACUGAAAGGUUGAUCGCGCAUUAAAUUUUUACAAGCAACAUAAAAAAAUCAACAAUUUCUACAUACAUAUAUACAGACAUGCUCAUGUACAUGCCUAUACACGAUAUAUAGACAUGCAAUACAAUUAUGCUAAUGACAUAUUUUUGCAUUUCCCCAGUCCCAAGUAUUGGAAUACAUACGCUGUACAUACUACAAAAAGAGUCCUCUUCCACGUCUUUUUCUAUCCCUUACACCAAACAACCACAGCACAGCAUACCAUAGCGUAUGCGAUGUGUGUGUUUCAAUGUGACCAACUCUCUAAUCUAUAAAACCGCUGUACUCGAUAUAUGUAUAUUUAUGUGAAAACUAAGCAAAAGCCCAAGUCCAGGUAGUUACUGGACAACUUUUCGAGCAAUAUAUUUGCCUAAAAUGUUUCUCUACCGCCUCUUACAUGUAUGUAUUAUACAUACUUAUACAAUAUAUAUAUAUAACCAUACCAAAAUUGUAUAAGGCCCAAAGGUAUGCUUCGAAACCCAAAAACAGCCGCCUAAGACAUCCUUGGAGCCUUCGUUACCGUAUCCGAUCGAUCGAUGAUUGAUAAUACAUCAUACAUCACACGCAUACAUACACACAUAAAAACAAACAAAUACAUGAAUUUAUUGACGAAUCGAUGUGCUUAGUUUUUGGUAUGAAACAAAGUCUGAUAUACACACUAAUAUACAACAAUACAGUAUAAUAUUUAUAAACAUUUAAACAUAAUUAUACAAACGAUGGAAAAAACCGAAAACAAACAAACAAAAAAAGAAGACAAAACUAAAAAAAAAAAACAAAAAACUAAAGUUAUAUAUAACUAUACAAUAAAAUAACAAAUUAAAACACGCUUUGCGAUUAAGGGACAGAUUUUACAUACAGCAUUUAUGUUUCCAAAGCUUUUUAUAUAAUGUAUGGCCAACUGUGCUUAAUCCCAAUCGUACUAUAAAAAAUCUAUACAAUACAUCAAAUAUAAUACAAUAGAAAUUACACCCCGAAUUAACGAAUGCUACGAAACUGUAAAUACCCACAAUGUAAGAGUACUUAAAACGUUUGUGCUUUAGCUAGAGUAUCAUCAGUCAGUCGGUCGGUUAGUCAGUUAGUCAGCUAGUCAAUGUUUGCCAGUUCAAGAAGAUAGUUUCUAGUCAUAGUCAUAGCAACCUAUUCAUACGAGUAUAUACAUACACCUAGGCUUAUGCGCAGGCAUUGCAGAUACAUAUAAACAUACACUAAAGCAUAGAGAAAAUAUUAUUAUUUAAACUAGGCCAGUCAGGGAGAGAUCUUAAGCAAUAAAUAGCAGAUUAGCAGGCUAGCAGGAAAAUCGAAGUAUAUAUAUGUAUGUACAUAUAUACAUUUGUGUUGGCUACCAAAAAAAAAAAAACAAACAAAAAACACCAAGCAUAAUCAUUCGUCUUCAUGCAAAGUACAACUUCCUACAAGAACCCAACCACAAAACAAACGAAAAUAACAAGCUACCAUUCAUAUACGGAAUUCAAGUUCAAGUUCAGAUUCAAAUUUCAAAUCAAUUAUUAGAAUGGUAUUAAUGUAAACCAAUUCAUAACCAAGAUUGUGCAUUAUUUGAUUUUAAAUUAAAAUACUGAUUCAAAAUAUUGAUCAAAGUGUUGCUGAUGCGAAAGAGAUAAAGAGAGAGCUAGCGA
Molecule: messenger RNA, 9830 nt
Organism: Drosophila pseudoobscura
Lineage: Eukaryota; Metazoa; Arthropoda; Insecta; Diptera; Drosophilidae
Gene: RhoGAP100F
Product: Rho GTPase activating protein at 100F
Exons: 11
Coding region: 2013-7652 (1879 amino acids)
Biological process (GO): cell migration; regulation of Ras protein signal transduction; signal transduction
Cellular component (GO): synaptic membrane
Molecular function (GO): GTPase activator activity; protein binding
Source: RefSeq, a predicted model, not a curated record